UGGAAGACCUGUUUGUCAUUGUUGCGAGUAAGGACCCCGAAUAUGAUCCUUAGCGGGGCGGGUCUAACGAACCAACCAACCAACCGGCCCCGAAAUUGUGCUCCAAGGAUUCGACGCUUAGGUCUCCAAUGACAAGCUGACUAAUUCGACCUUUGUGGGAUAUUAGAACUCGCAUCUAACUACCGUUUCCACACCGUCUGCAGAGUAACCCAAGCGUGGGAGAAAAAUAAGCACCUCGAGUUCAUAUAAAGACAGACCUGAACCGGGGUCAGAGUGUCAGUUGCGGAAGAACAACCAAGCGAUAUCGUGGAAGAGUUCCUUCCGGUGAGCUAGCUUCAUCGCAACUUUGAUAAGAGUUGAGGGCGGGCAGAACACAGGAUCUCAUAUCUGUAUUAAGUUUCCUCGAGGCCCUUUAAGACACGUGUUUCCCCGGACGGUUCGUCAUCCAGCCAUGAACAUGAGACAUGCCUCGAUACUUCAAUUCCUUUUGGCAUUGAUCCUUUCUUUGUGCCACUCCAGUAGAGCCAUACCUGACCCGUCACUAUUCGAGAGCAACAACGAUCGUCGUUUGUCGGAACAAAUGCUUUCGAAUCUUCAACACCUCGAAGCUGCCCUCUUACGGCAAGCAGGUCGAAGUCUCAGGUCGGAGGUGUCUUCACCCUCGGUGGCCCUCACAGAUGAACAAGUGGAUCCCAAUCAAGAAGAAGUGGAGAGCAACUACAACCUCUACGAUCUGCCCCGGUCGUUGCAGGAACUCUUGGAACGAGCUGAAAGCAUGCGCAAGGUCCGACGAGGCGCCAAGAAGCGCAACUACAACCUGGAUCAUUUGGCGAGAAUGAACUUCCGACGCUCCUUCCGAGCUUCCUCCUUGAAUAAUCGUCACAUUUUAGGAGGUCUCUAGAUUAAAUGAGCUAGAAGCAACAUCUUUGAUUAUGGGCCAAUUCAAAAUAUACAACCCUUUUUGCAAUGACAUGUAUAACUCUGCCCAACGAACACUGGCCUGGAAUGUUCUGCCCUAAUGUCCCACCCUUGCAAAUGGCUAAAGAUACUAGUAUUAGUUGCUUGCUUUAAUAAAUGAAGAAUUCGUCAAACCUAUAUCCCACCCAAGUAAGGAAUAUCUUCUUCAUAUUUUCUCCCUAAUAUUGAGGUCAGAUGGCUGCCGAAGUUGCCACUCCUACAACACCUUGAUCAACUCUUGGUUUCAAGGGAAUGGAAUAGUACAAAACGGUUCCUUUUUUGUUCCACACACAAUAAGCAUGAUCUAUUGGAGGUAAAUACUCAUCGUGUACAUGAAUCAACCUGAAAAUAUUAUGAGGCCAUAUAAAUCUAACCGAUUGUUAAUGGUCGUGAGCCGGUU
Messenger RNA from Tigriopus californicus, 1357 nucleotides. RefSeq lists its product as uncharacterized. The record is from RefSeq and is a predicted model, not a curated record. The transcript is spliced from 2 exons. The coding region runs from base 452 to 901 and encodes 149 amino acids. NCBI's taxonomy places the organism in Eukaryota, Metazoa, Arthropoda, Copepoda, Harpacticoida, Harpacticidae.